Dioscorea cayenensis subsp. rotundata (Guinea yam) is the source of this 3094-nucleotide messenger RNA. Its product is annotated as ABC transporter A family member 7-like. Gene Ontology annotation, molecular function: ABC-type transporter activity; ATP binding; lipid carrier activity. Gene Ontology annotation, cellular component: intracellular membrane-bounded organelle; membrane. Bases 66 to 2924 code for a protein of 952 amino acids. The transcript is spliced from 19 exons. Gene Ontology annotation, biological process: transmembrane transport; lipid transport. The record is from RefSeq and is a predicted model, not a curated record. Lineage: Eukaryota; Viridiplantae; Streptophyta; Magnoliopsida; Dioscoreales; Dioscoreaceae.
UCGCGCACCCGCGCAGAGAGAGGGGGAGAGAGGGAGCGAGCUCGAAGGCUCGGGAGAGCAGAGCUAUGGAUCCAAUGGCGGCCACGUCCAGAGGAGCCCCGAGCGCAUUCACCCAGGCCAACGCUCUCCUUCGCAAGAAUCUCAUCUUCCAGAAGCGCAAUUUGAAGACGAACAUCGGUGUAGUUGUGUUUCCAGUCAUCCUCUGUGUGCUUCUCGUCGUUCUCCAGAAUAUGGUGAACCAUGAGCUCGAGAAGCCUAAGAAUCGGUGUGGAUGUCGCUGUGUCGGCGUGCGUGCGGAUGGGACGUGCGAGGCUGUGUGUGGGAUCGAGUAUUCCACUCUGAUUCAGGCCGCGACCUGUCCCAUCCCCAGUCCUCCGGCGUGGCCGCCUUUGCUUCAAGUCCCUCCCCCUGGGUUCCUUGCAACCAGAGGGGCCUCUACUCCAUUCGCUGAUUUGCCGGAUGAAUCUUGCAAGGCGACGCAUUCUUGCUUCGCCACUGUGCUCAUCACUGGCCUUGACCGAACGGUCGCUGAAAGUCUUUCAGGAAACUUCUUUACUGCUGUUAAUUACUCUUCAUCAAACUUCUCUGAUUUUCUGAGCUCUUUAUCUGAUUUUGUGCUGGGGACAGAUACACACCCAAAAUAUGUGAAUUUUAUCGAACCUGCUUUUGUUUCUAAUCACCCCUUAUAUGUGCUUCAACCACUUUGCAAUUCAAAUUUGUCACUCGUGGUUCCUGUUCAGCUUGGUUCUGUAACAGUGGCUCAAGAGGUGAAAUGUGUCCAAGGUUUGUCCUUGUGGCGUGAUAGUUCGUCAGCUGUGAAUUAUGAGUUGUUUAAGGGUUACCAACAAGGAAACACUGAAAAGAAGAUAAACUCAAUUGUGACAGCUUAUGAUUUCCUAAAUACCAACGUGACUAAUUUCAAUGUUAGUAUUUGGUACAAUUCUACCUAUCAUGACAGCACAGCUGUUGCCCUCAAGCCAUUGGUGCGUGUCAAACGCGCAAUAAAUCUGGUCUCCAAUGCUUACCUCCAAUGGCUGGGGGGUACUGGUGUUAAAAUGCAGUUUGACUUUGUCAAAGAAAUGCCAAAACCAGCAACACAAAUUAGGCUUGAUUUCUCUUCUCUUCUCAGUGUGCUGUUCUUUACUUGGACACUUGAGCUACUUUUUCCAAUUAUGUUGACAUACCUGGUUUAUGAGAAGCAACAUCAGUUAAAACUAAUGAUGAAAAUGCACGGACUUGGGGAAGGAGCAUACUGGACUAUAUCAUAUGCUUAUUUCCUUUCACUGUCAUUGUUUUAUAUGCUAUGCUUUGUGGCAUUUGGCUCGGUUAUUGGGCUGAAAUUCUUCACACUGAAUUAUUACAGCCUUCAGGCUGUUUUCUAUUUUGUGUUUAUCAAUUUGCAGAUUGCACUUGCCUUCUUUUUGGCAGCAUUUUUCUCAGAUGUCAAGACUGCUACAGUUAUAGGAUAUAUAUAUGUUUUUGGUUCGGGCUUAUUAGGAGCAUUCCUUCUUCAGCCUUUUAUUGAAGAUACUUCCUUCUCAAGGAAUUGGGUUCUGAUCAUGGAGAUUGUUCCUGGGUUUUCCUUAUACAGAGGGCUGUACGAAUUUUCUCAAUAUUCGUUCAUUGGAAAUUAUAUGGGUGCAUCAGGCAUGCGGUGGGCAGAUUUGAAUGACAGUGACAAUGGAAUGAAUGGCAUUUUACUCAUCAUGUCAGCAGAAUGGAUAGUUCUGCUUCUGGUUGCUUACCAUUUUGAUCAGGUUGCCUCAUUAGGUGUUAGGAUUAGAAAAGAUCCAUUAUUUUUCUUGCAACAUUAUUGGAUGCCUUCAACUUCACAUCUGAAGCCAAGUCUGCAACCGGAAACAUCGAAAUUUUAUGUUGCAAUGGAGAGAUCUGAUGUUUCUCAAGAAAGAGUGCGAGUUAAGAGGCUACUACAAGAACCUACUGCACAUGCCAUCAUCUGUGAUAACCUUAUUAAAGUGUACCGUGGAAGGGAUGGGAAUCCAGAUAAAUUUGCUGUUCGAGGAUUAUCUCUUGCUUUGCCUCGUGGUGAAUGUUUUGGCAUGUUAGGUCCUAAUGGCGCAGGCAAAACUUCUUUCAUCAACAUGAUGAUUGGGCUUACAAAUCCGACCUCAGGCACUGCAUACGUUCAAGGAUUGGACAUUCGAUGGAACAUGGGUAAAAUAUACACUAGUAUUGGCGUGUGUCCUCAGCAGGACUUGCUGUGGGAAACACUAACAGGCAGGGAGCAUCUUAUGUUUUAUGGUCGUUUGAAAAAUCUAGAAGGAGAUGCACUGAUGCAGGCAGUAGAGAAAUCCUUGAAAAGUGUAAACCUAUUUUAUGGUGGUGUUGCUGAUAAGCAAGCUAGGAAAUACAGUGGUGGUAUGAAGAGGAGACUUAGUGUUGCUAUUUCACUUAUUGGUGAUCCUCAAGUUGUCUACAUGGAUGAACCAAGUACUGGACUGGAUCCAGCAUCAAGAAACAACUUAUGGAAUGUCAUCAAGCAUGCGAAACAAGGGCGGGCAAUUCUACUCACUACGCACUCAAUGGAGGAGGCAGAGUUUCUAUGUGACCGAUUGGGUAUCUUUGUUGAUGGAAGUUUGCAGUGCAUCGGAAACCCAAGAGAGUUAAAAGCUCGAUAUGGCGGUUCAUACAUUUUCACAAUGACAACAUCGGCAGAAGAAGAGAAAGAAGUCGAAAGCUUAGUUCGACAGCUCUCUCCAAGCGCAAUUAAAAUUUAUCAUAUACCUGGAACCCAGAAGUUCGAACUGCCAAAGCAAGAGGUCAGAAUAGCCGAUGUUUUUCAGGCUGUUGACAAGGCGAAGAAGAGGUUAUCUAUAUAUGCCUGGGGUUUGGCUGACACAACGUUGGAGGAUGUAUUCAUUAAGGUUGCAAGAGGAGAAGAAUCCUUCACUGUGCUUUCCUGAUUCUUGGACAUGCAUUCUUUUACAGGUUGCGUUGCACUGGAGACCGGGGGGAUGUUUGGCUCCUGCCGCUGAGAACAUUCAGGGUGAUGUUGAGGGAUCAAUCAUACACACAAAAAAAAAAUCAUAGAAAAUAAAAUUAAUAGGUAAAUGGAAAAAAAAAUGUAAAAUAA